GGGUUGCCCGGCUCCGGCCCUGCACCCCCGAUCCCCGGCCCCAGGUGCAGCUCCGCAGCCAUCCCCGGACCAGGGCGGGCACUCGGCCUGCCGCUCAGCGCAACCAGACCUCGCCCUCCCAAGCCAUGCACAGGGAAACAAGCGUCCGGCACCGGCCCCCCAGGCCUCCCUGCAGCACCCCGUAAUGUAAUACACUCUGGUGGGGGAGGCGGCGGCGGCGGCGGCAAUCGCGGAGGCGGCGGCGGCAGCAGCACUGCCCCAAUCUAGACACAUCCAGAAAGAGGAGGAAAAUGGCUCCGAGCAGGGACCGCCUGCUGCACUUUGGGUUCAAGGCGACAAUGUUCUCAAAUAGUGAUGAAGCUGUAAUCAAUAAAAAACUUCCCAAAGAACUCCUGUUACGGAUAUUUUCUUUUCUAGACGUUGUUACCCUGUGCCGCUGUGCUCAGGUCUCCAGGGCCUGGAAUGUUCUGGCUCUGGAUGGCAGUAACUGGCAGCGAAUUGACCUAUUUGAUUUCCAGAGGGAUAUUGAGGGCCGAGUAGUGGAGAAUAUUUCAAAACGAUGUGGGGGCUUUUUACGAAAGUUAAGUCUUCGUGGAUGUCUUGGAGUGGGAGACAACGCAUUAAGAACCUUUGCACAAAACUGCAGGAACAUUGAAGUACUGAAUCUAAAUGGGUGUACAAAGACAACAGACGCUACAUGUACUAGCCUUAGCAAGUUCUGUUCCAAACUCAGGCACCUUGACUUGGCUUCCUGUACAUCAGUAACAAACAUGUCUCUAAAAGCUCUGAGUGAGGGAUGUCCACUGUUGGAGCAGUUGAACAUUUCCUGGUGUGACCAAGUAACCAAGGAUGGCAUUCAAGCACUAGUGAGGGGCUGUGGGGGUCUCAAGGCCUUAUUCUUAAAAGGCUGCACACAGCUAGAAGAUGAAGCUCUCAAGUACAUAGGUGCACACUGCCCUGAACUGGUGACUUUGAACUUGCAGACUUGCUUGCAAAUCACAGAUGAAGGUCUCAUUACUAUAUGCAGAGGGUGCCAUAAGUUACAAUCCCUUUGUGCCUCUGGCUGCUCCAACAUCACAGAUGCCAUCCUGAAUGCUCUAGGUCAGAACUGCCCACGGCUUAGAAUAUUGGAAGUGGCAAGAUGUUCUCAAUUAACAGAUGUGGGCUUUACCACUCUAGCCAGGAAUUGCCAUGAACUUGAAAAGAUGGACCUGGAAGAGUGUGUUCAGAUAACAGAUAGCACAUUAAUCCAACUUUCUAUACACUGUCCUCGACUUCAAGUAUUGAGUCUGUCUCACUGUGAGCUGAUCACAGAUGAUGGAAUUCGUCACCUGGGGAAUGGGGCCUGCGCCCAUGACCAGCUGGAGGUGAUUGAGCUGGACAACUGCCCACUAAUCACAGAUGCAUCCCUGGAGCACUUGAAGAGCUGUCACAGCCUUGAGCGGAUAGAACUGUAUGACUGCCAGCAAAUCACACGGGCUGGAAUCAAGAGACUCAGGACCCAUUUACCCAAUAUUAAAGUCCACGCCUACUUCGCACCUGUCACUCCACCCCCAUCAGUAGGGGGCAGCAGACAGCGCUUCUGCAGAUGCUGCAUCAUCCUAUGACAAUGGAGGUGGUCAACCUUGGCGAACUGAGUAUUUAAUGACACUUCUAGAGCUACCGUGGAGUCUCUCCAGUGGAAGCGACCCCAGUGUUCUGGGCAAGGGUUACAAAGUGAGGGAGGGCAGUGCCCAGAUCCCCAGAGCCACACAUACAUAUACAUACACAACCUUACCCCUAUCCACUCUAGCUUUGUGACCAUGGGACUAAAGUUUGUGAUGGCUUUAUCAAGUAGAUUGGUAAAAUUUAACCAUUCCUUUUGAGGUGCCCAGAAGAAAAUCAUAGGCCAAGAUAGAGGGAGGGGCAUUUCAGCAAACCCAGCAUUAAUGCUACUGUGGUUUUUAAAUUUAUGUCUGGGGGUUUCUUUGGGGAUUUUGGAACAGCAUCUGCUGUCCUCCGGGGUCAAGAAAAGCAUGGAAAGACAAUAUAUAAUGUACCCAGGGACCAGAAAGAAAAUUUCUUCACAUCUUAGAAAUGAUAGACAUUCAUUGUGACUACAGAGCUUCUAUGCUUCCUUGUUUCCAUACCAACAUGCUGAGCAUGCUCACAAAGAAGGCUCAUCCAUUCCUCCUGUGUUUUAGUAUUUGGCCCAGAGGUUUCCUAAAUGGUUGCGUUGAAAUCACUGUGGUCCAAAUGUAAUUCUUACACACUCAAAUUGUCACUGUCUGUAGCACACUUGUGCACCUGUCUUCCGUUCUCUGUUGCUCCCCCCGCCACACACUCUUGCUCAGUCUGUCACCUGUUCAGUCUGCUUACUCACUCAAUUGUUACCCUUUUGCUGUUGUCGUGUUUACAGUUUGCAUUUUGAAUGAUUAGUUGGGAUUACCAAACAUUUUUUAAAAAUAUAUUAUCAAUAAAUAUUUUUUUAAUUCUAAAUUUUA
Molecule: messenger RNA, 2483 nt
Organism: Piliocolobus tephrosceles (Ugandan red Colobus)
Lineage: Eukaryota; Metazoa; Chordata; Mammalia; Primates; Cercopithecidae
Gene: FBXL20
Product: F-box and leucine rich repeat protein 20
Exons: 15
Coding region: 291-1607 (438 amino acids)
Biological process (GO): SCF-dependent proteasomal ubiquitin-dependent protein catabolic process
Cellular component (GO): SCF ubiquitin ligase complex
Molecular function (GO): protein binding
Source: RefSeq, a predicted model, not a curated record